UCAAAAUUAGUUUUUUGAGAAUUCAUAACGUAUGAAUUGAAAUCCCUAAUAUACUGCGUUGUCGCGGGAAUCAAAAGUGUUCUGUAAAAUUCCUACUUGCGAUUCAACUAUUAUCACUUUCUGUGACUCUUUCUUCUCUACUCAACCACGAAACUGCUUCCAUAAUUGCUUCUUCCAACGAUGGAGGAACAAAUCUCAUUCAAGAAUCUUCAUAGCAGAGAGUACUCCGGUCACAAGAAAAAGGUGCACUCAGUGGCUUGGAAUUGCAUUGGUACAAAACUUGCUUCUGGCUCUGUUGAUCAAACGGCUCGAAUUUGGCAUAUUGAGCCACAUGGCCAUGGUAAGGUCAAAGAUAUUGAAUUGAAGGGUCACACUGAUAGUGUGGAUCAGCUAUGCUGGGAUCCUAAACAUGCUGAUCUUAUUGCAACUGCAUCGGGUGACAAGACUGUUCGUCUGUGGGAUGCUCGUAGUGGAAAAUGCUCACAACAGGCAGAACUUAGUGGGGAGAAUAUCAACAUUACGUACAAACCGGAUGGUACUCAUGUAGCUGUAGGUAAUAGGGAUGAUGAAUUAACAAUAUUGGAUGUUCGGAAAUUCAAACCAAUUCAUAGGCGCAAGUUCAACUAUGAGGUAAAUGAGAUUGCUUGGAACAUGACUGGCGAGAUGUUUUUCUUAACAACAGGAAAUGGGACUGUUGAAGUAUUGUCUUAUCCAUCUCUACGACCUCUUGAUACCCUCAUGGCUCAUACAGCUGGUUGUUAUUGCAUUGCAAUUGACCCUACAGGAAGACAUUUUGCUGUUGGAAGUGCUGAUUCCCUUGUCAGCUUGUGGGUUAUCUCGGAGAUGCUUUGUGUGCGUACCUUUACAAAGCUCGAAUGGCCCGUUCGGACCAUUAGUUUCAAUCAUACUGGGGACUUGAUUGCUUCAGCAAGUGAGGACUUGUUCAUUGAUAUUUCAAAUGUUCAUACUGGAAAGACAGUGCAUCAGAUUCCUUGUAGGGCUGCCAUGAAUAGUGUUGAGUGGAAUCCUAAAUACAAUGUACUUGCAUAUGCUGGUGAUGACAAAAACAAGUAUCAGGCUGAUGAAGGUGUUUUUCGAAUUUUUGGUUUUGAAAAUGCUUAAUAUUUGGCAAUUGGCGUAUACACAUUUUCCUUGGUAGUUAAGAAUGCCAACGAAGGACAAGAAGAACUCAGAGAAAAAGAUGAGAUGUCCGAUAUUCCUUAUGGAGAUUAAUUUAAUACAUCAUUGUAGCUAACGGCUAAUAUUUUGUUUUUAAGAUUUUGGAUAAAUUACACAUCUUUCUAUUUUUGUAUCAAAACUUCUAUUUUAGCAUCAAUGGAUCUUUCAAUGUAUUUACACAUAA
Cicer arietinum (chickpea) is the source of this 1363-nucleotide messenger RNA. Its product is annotated as THO complex subunit 3. Gene Ontology annotation, cellular component: THO complex part of transcription export complex. The record is from RefSeq and is a predicted model, not a curated record. Gene Ontology annotation, biological process: mRNA export from nucleus. Gene Ontology annotation, molecular function: protein binding. NCBI's taxonomy places the organism in Eukaryota, Viridiplantae, Streptophyta, Magnoliopsida, Fabales, Fabaceae.